Messenger RNA from Drosophila novamexicana, 2339 nucleotides. Its product is annotated as calphotin. The transcript is spliced from 2 exons. Lineage: Eukaryota; Metazoa; Arthropoda; Insecta; Diptera; Drosophilidae. The record is from RefSeq and is a predicted model, not a curated record. Bases 42 to 2273 code for a protein of 743 amino acids.
CGGUAGCUGUCGUGGACUCACCGGCACCAAUAGUUGCCCAAAUGGCAACCCCAGCAGAUGCCGUGCAAACUCCAGCUCCUAUAGCCGAUCCAGAGGCAACACCUGUCUUGGAGACUCCAGUUCCGGCAGUCGAUCCGGUGCCAGCCCCCGUAGCUGACGUGCGACUGCCCAUUCCGAUCGCUGAAUCAGUGGCAGUAUCCGUACCUGUCGUGCAGACUCCAGUUCCUGUGGCUGCCCCAGUAGCAACUCCAGUAGCUGUCGUGGAGACCUCAGUUCCUUUAGCAGAGCCGGGGGCAGCGCCCGCAGCUGUUGUGCAGAACCCGGCUCCUCUGGACGAACCUGUGGCAACACCCUUAACUAUAAUGGAUACUUCGAUUCCGCUAGCUGAGCCAGUGGCAACACCGGUAGCUGUCGUCGAGACUUCAAUUCCGGCACCAGUAGCUGUCGUGGAGACACCGGUUCGGGUAACUGAGUCAGUAGCAGCCCAUAUAGCUACCUUUGAGACUGCGGCUUCGGUAGGUGACCCUGUUGCAACCCCAUUGGCUGUCGUGGAGACAUCAGUUCCAGUAGCCGAGCCAGUGGCAAUACCGGUAGCUGUCGUGGAGGCUUUAGUUCCAGCAACAAUAGCUGUCGUGGAGACCCAAGAUCUGGUAAGUGAGUCAGUGGCAACCCCCUUACGUGCCGUGGAGACUCCAGUUUCGGUUACUGAACCUGUGGCAGCCCCAUUGGAGCCCGUGGAUACUCCAGUUGCGGUAGCCGAGCCAGUGGCAAUACCCCUACCUUCAGUUCCGGUAACUGAACUAGUGGGAGCACCAGCAGCUGUGUUGGAAACACCGGUUCUGGUAGCUGAGUCUGUGGCAACCCCCGUACCUAUCGCGGAAACUUCAGCUCCUCUAUUUGAAUCAGUGGCAGUACCCGUACCCGUCAUGAAUACUCCGGUUCCUGUAGCUGAACCAAUUGCAACGCCCGUAGCUGUCGUGGAGACUCCGAUUCCGGUAGCUGAGUCACUGGCAACACCUGUAGCUGUCGCGGAGACUCUGGCUCCGAUAACUGAACCAGUGGCAUCACCAAUAGCUGUUGUGGAAACUUCACCUUCAGUUGCUGAGCCAGUGCCAACACCCGACGCUGACGUGGAGACCCCGAUUCUGGUAACUGAACCAGUGGAAAUGCCUGCACCUGUAGUGGAGACUGCGGUUUCGGCAGCUGAACCUGUGGCAGUUCCCAUAGGUGUCGUGGAGAAUUUGGCUCCGGUAGCUAAACCAGUGGCAUCGCUAGUAGCUGUUGUGGAUACUCCAGUUGCAGUAGCUGAUCCAGUGGCAACACCCGUAGCUGUCGUGGAAGCGCAGGUUCUGGUAACAGAGUCAGUGGCAACGGCAGAAGCUAUCGUGGAGACUCCAGUUGAGGUAGCUGAGCCACUAGAAACCCUCGUAGUUGUUUUGGAAACUUCGCCUCCGAUAGCUGAGGCAAUGGCAGCACCCGUAGCUGCCAUGGAGACCCCAGCUUCGGUAUCUAAGCCAGUGGCAACGCCCGUAGCUGUCGUGGAGACUCCGAUUUCGGUAUCUGAACCCGUGGGAACGUCCGUAGCUGUCGUGGAAACUCAGAUUCUGGUAACUGAGGCAGUGGCGACGCCCGUAGCUGCCAUGAAGACCCCAGCUUCGGUAGCUAAGCCAGUAGCAAUGCCCGUAGCUGUCGUGGAGACUCCGAUUUCGGUAUCUGAACCUGUAGAGACGCCCGUAGCUGUCGUAGAGACCCCUGUUCCGGAAGCUGAGCCAGUGGAAGCUCCAGUAGCUGUCGGGGAGACUUUGAUUUCGGUAUCUGAACCUGUGGCCACGCCCGUAGCUGUCGAGGAAACUCAGGUUCUGGUAACUGAGGCAGUGGCAGUGGAGACCCCAGCUCCGGUUGUUGAGUCAUUGGCAACGCCCGUAAUUGUCGCGGAGACUACGGCUCUUGUAGCUGAGCCAGUGGCAACCCCAGUAACCAGCUAUGUAGUAAUGGAUGUACCUACAAAACAAUCGGAGUCACCAGCAGCUGUUGGGGAUUCAGGUGCAGCAAUUGGAUUAUCGAAUGCAUAUGGGGAUCAGUCUGAAGUUGUGCCCGGGGCAAAGAUAUAUCCGACUCGCAGGGAUCUGAAUACGACAGAUGUGUCGCUGUUGGCCAUCGCAGCUACCUUGGAUGCCAUAGCGGACAAGCUCAACGAUCAAAGAGCUCGAAACCAAGAAGUCUUGGAUCGAAUCUGCGAAAUAGAGAACAUUUUAGGCGUGUCCAAACAAUAAUACUAUUGUAUCUGCUUAACUAAUGUUGAAUAUCUGAAAUAUGAUUAAUAAAUGCUGUUCAAGAAA